This is a messenger RNA of Aspergillus alliaceus, 867 nucleotides long. RefSeq lists its product as uncharacterized. The coding region runs from base 1 to 867 and encodes 288 amino acids. The record is from RefSeq and is a predicted model, not a curated record. Gene Ontology annotation, biological process: lipid metabolic process. Lineage: Eukaryota; Fungi; Ascomycota; Eurotiomycetes; Eurotiales; Aspergillaceae. Gene Ontology annotation, molecular function: phosphoric diester hydrolase activity. The transcript has a single exon.
AUGCCCUUCCUGCCGGCACUUGUUCGUGCUUUAUGCUUAGCCCCUGUUCUCAGCCUAACAGUCACCUCCGCAGAGGUUGAUGCCCAACGACCGAUAUACGCAAUCGCACACAGAGUUCUCCGACCUGAAGCAGUCACCGCUGCUAUUUCCCACGGUGCAAAUGCAUUGGAGAUCGAUCUCACUGCCUGGCAUUUCGGUUGGUUGGCAGACCAUGAUGGGAAACUGCUCAGUGCCGGCGUCACCGCACGGAAUAUCUUUCAAUUUAUUGCUCAAAACAGUCAUAAUAUAUCCUUUGUGUGGCUCGAUAUCAAGAAUCCUGAUUUCUGUAGGAAAAAUUGGGCUUGCACGAUUGAAGCAUUGCGGGAUUUGGCUCGAGAGAUCCUAGAAUCAGCUGGUAUAAAAGUACUGUAUGGAUUCUUUCAAACAGCAGAAAGUCGUGGCUAUAAGGUGAUUGGGGAGGGCCUGAAUACAAACGAAGCGGUUGUUUUGAGCGGGGAUACGAAUAGUGUUUUGGGUUGGUAUGAUAACACAAGUAUAGCUAUUGCAGCGGAGCAGAGAAUUAUGGACUUUGGAGACUCACGGCUUGGUAAAGGUGUUAACCUUUACCCAGAACUAAGGUAUGGCAGCUGGAAACGAGAUCAGGGCCAACUUGGGAAGGUCUUUAGUUGGACCAGUGGUGAAGGGGAUACUGAGAUGGUGAGCUAUCUACUUAAAGAAGCGGCUAUUGAUGGAUUUAUCUAUGGCUACCAGACAUCUGAGUAUAAGGACGGAAGCGGCCCGAAAAACGCCCUUCAGGAUAUUGUUACGUUUGUUGAAACUCAUCCUGACACUCACCGGAUGGCUACGAAAUACGACCUACCUUGGUAG